UGCAUUUAGUAUAUAUAUAUAUAUAUAUAUAUAUAUAUAUAUAUAUAUAGUUGGAGUAGUCAUAGAUAUAGUAAUGAUGUUUACCUUUUUAUCUCUAAUCAUUUUUGGAAGUUUAAAAGAGGAGUUUAGGUUACUGUAGGUUAUUUCCCUACCCUACCUUAUCCCAUAUAAUACUAUGUACUUGCAUUGCAUAUAUUUUUAGUGGGAAAUUUGUAUCAAUGGUUCAAAUAUUUUCUAGCACUACAACACACCACAUGGCAACAAUUUUGCAUCACUUUUAUGUAGCACUGCCCGAGUCUAGUCAUUUGGUUGAAGUUUUUAUUAUAUUUAUAAACCACCUCUGCAUAGCCUUAAACUGCAUUAAUUUGUUCUUUUACUCAGCACUGCCUUUACUACUAGUCAAUAUGUUUUGAAUUAGUAACAACUUGCUAUUUUAUUGUCAACGGUACAUGGAUUGGCUCCCGAAUAUCAAUAGGGAGUUGUAUAUUACUAUAUAAAACAAGGUGAUGGAAUUAGCAAAAAGUGCACAGAAAGCUUGAGCUAGAACUCCUCUUUGGAAGAGAGCAGAGCUCCUUCACAAGGCAGCUGUUAUCCUGAAAGAGCACAAGGCUCCAAUUGCUGAGUGCCUGGUGAAAGAAAUUGCAAAACCAGCUAAAGAUGCAUUCUCUGAGGUUGUGAGAUCUGGAGAUCUUAUUUCUUACACAGCAGAAGAAGGAGUAAGAAUUAUUGGAGAGGGCAAGUUCUUGGUUUCUCAUAGUUUUCUUGGAAAUGAGAGGACAAAGUACUGCCUCACUUCUAAGAUCUCCCUUGGUGUGAUACUAGCCAUUCCAUCCUUUAACUAUCCUGUCAAUCUUGCUGUCUCAAAGAUUGGUCCUGCAUUGAUUGCUGGAAACUCACUUGUACUCGAGCCUCCUACUCAGGGUGCUGUCUCUUGCUUACAUAUGGUACAUUGCUUUCACUUGGCUGGUUUUCCCAAAGGCCUCAUCAGCUGUGUCACUGGUAAAGGCUCUGAGAUUGGCGACUUCCUUACUAUGCAUCCUGGUGUUAACUGCAUAUGCUUCACCGGAGGAGCCACAAGUAUUGCAAUUUCGAAGAAGGCAGGGGUGAUCCCACUUCAGAUGGAGUUUGGAGGAAAAGAUGCAUGCAUUGUCCUGGAAGAUGCUGAUCUCGAUUUGGUAGCAUCAAACAUAAUAAAAGGAGGCUUUUCAUACAGUGGACAAAGGUGCACUGCGAUUAAGGUUGUUGUGGUGAUGGACUCAGUGGCUGAUGCUUUGGUUGAGAAGGUGAAGAAUAGAGUUGCAAAACUAAGCGUCGGGCCGCCAGAGGAUAACUGUGAUAUAACUCCAGUAGUUACAGAAUCGUCAGCUAAUUUCAUUGAAGGACUAAUCAAAGAUGCCAAAGAGAAAGGAGCAACGUUUUGCCAAGAGUACAAGAGAGAAGGAAACCUCAUCUGGCCUUUACUGUUGGAUAAUGGAAGACCUGAUAUGAGAAUUGUAUGGGAGGAGCCAUUUGGUCCUGUUCUUCCUGUUAUCAGAAUCAACUCUAUUGAAGAAGGAAUCCACCAUUGCAAUGCUAGCAAUUUUGGUCUCCAGUUAUUAUUGAUAUAGUACAGAUUAUUAUACCCUUUUUUUUCUCCAUGUUAGAUUCUAAUAUUUUCCAAUGAAACAUAGGAUUGUGUAUUCACAAGUGACAUCAACAAAGCUAUCUUGAUCACUGAUGCAAUAGAGACACGAACAGUUCAUAUCAACUCUGCGCCAGCUCGUGGACCGGAUCAUUUUCCUUUCCAGGGUCUGAAGGAUAGUGGAAUAGGGUCACAAGGAAUCACCAACAGCAUCAACAUGAUGGUUAAGGUUAAGAGCAUUGUUAUCAACUUGCCAAGUCCUUCUUACACCAUGGGUUAGUAUUUAUUUGUCAGAGAAUCAAUAAUCAAAACAAGUAUUGUUUGUAGCUAAUUAAUUAGUGAGAUUUUCAGACAGAUUUGGUCUUUAGAAUUGUGUCCUUUGAUUAUAUUUUAAAUGAGAUUUUCUUUUAUUUA
Molecule: messenger RNA, 2035 nt
Organism: Ricinus communis (castor bean)
Lineage: Eukaryota; Viridiplantae; Streptophyta; Magnoliopsida; Malpighiales; Euphorbiaceae
Product: NADP-dependent glyceraldehyde-3-phosphate dehydrogenase
Exons: 6
Molecular function (GO): lactaldehyde dehydrogenase (NAD+) activity
Source: RefSeq, a predicted model, not a curated record